UGUCUGGGAAUUCUGAAUUCAUCAGGACAAUAGCAGCAUCCACCAGGCUGUGACCCUGUCUCCGCCGCGCAGUGCGAGCUCAGCCCCGAGGAAGAGUUCUGUCCCAGGUGCUAUUGGGGAGACCAAGGACAGCCUGCUCAGUGCGGACAGACUAAGGCCCACCCCGCCAUGCGGCCCCGCCUGCGGCCGCCGUCCGACCUGGGCCUGGCGCUGGCGUCGGGCGCGCUGGCGCUGCUGCUGCUGCUCGCGCUGCCGUCGCCGCCCGCCUGCCCCGCCCCCGAGGAGCCCGCGGAGCCCCCGGAGCCCCCGGGCGCCCCCGCGGCGCCCGCUCCGCGCGCCGCCCCGUGCCCCGCCAACCUGACAGCGACCGCGCACCCCGACUUCGCUGGGCUGCCUGCGCACGUGCGCGACUUCCUGCUCUACCGCCACUGCCGCGACUUCCCCGUGCUGCGCGAGCCGCCCGCCGCCAAGUGCGCGCCGCCCGUCUUCCUGCUGCUCGCCAUCAAGUCCUCGCCGCAGAACUACGGGCGCCGCCAGGUGCUGCGCGCCACGUGGGCGCGCGAGCGGGGGCCGCGGGAGGCGCCGCUGCGCCGCCUCUUCCUCGUGGGCUCCGACCGCGACCCGCAGCAGGCGCGCAAGCUCGGCCGGCUGCUGGAGCUGGAGGCGCGCGAGCACGGCGACAUCCUGCAGUGGGACUUCCACGACUCCUUCUUCAACCUGACGCUCAAGCAGGUCCUGUUCCUGGAGUGGCAGCGAGCCCACUGCGCCGCCGCCAGCUUCGUGCUCGACGGCGACGACGACGUGUUCGCGCACACCGACAACAUGGUCAGCUACCUGCAGGGCCGCGACCCCGACCACCACCUCUUCGUGGGCCACCUGAUCCGCGACGUGGGCCCCGUCCGGGCGCCCUGGAGCAAGUACUUCGUGCCCGCGCUGCUGGCGCCCGAGGAGCGCUACCCGCCCUACUGUGGCGGCGGCGGCGUCCUGCUGUCGCGCGCCACGCUGGCCGCCCUGCGCCGCGCCGCGCGCGCGCUCCCGCUCUUCCCCAUCGACGACGUGUUCCUGGGCAUGUGCCUGCGGCAGCAGGGGCUGACGCCGGCCGCGCACAACGGGGUGCGCACGGCGGGGGUGGCGGCCCCCGGCCGCCGAGGACACUCCUUCGACCCCUGCUUCUACCGCGGCCUGCUGCUCGUGCACCGCUUCCUGCCCUUCGAGGUGCUGCUCAUGUGGGACGCGCUGAGCCGCCCUCAGCUGGCCUGCGGCAGGCGGGCACAGGCCUACUGGCCGCCGGGAGAGCCGGGCGCGGCCAGGCCGGGGGACGAGCCGGCCGCCCGCUGAGCCCCCGAGGACGCCCGCCGAGCCCCCGAGGACGCUUGGCCCCCUCGCUGCCGGCCGGGGCAGGCACUCCUCUGAGCGGCCGCUAAGAGGUGCUGCGGGCCGAGCCGAUGGGUGUGUCAGCCUCCAGCCGCAGACCUGGCCUCGACCUCCCUUAGGAGCCCAGGGAAGUGGGGCAGGGGAGAGAGGUGGAUCUCAAACUGGGGAACCUCAAGAGUCUUGACUCGGCCUCACCAGUGUCCACAAGAACUCAGAACUCCAGCGGGCAGCUCCCACGGGGAGGAGGGCUCCCGUGGCCACGGGGAGGGUGGCGGGAAAGAGGUCUGUGGAAGGCUGCAGUUUACCAGCUUACAGAGGGAGGCGAGGGCGCAAUCCAACCCCGGGCUCCGCCCUUUUCCUUUUACCGAUUCAGCUUAUUGUGGGCUGUGGGUAGAAGGGAGGGGAGCCGGUCCUGCCCUCCUCCGCGUGGCGCUUGGGGCUUGAACUCAGAUCCUCAGGUUUGGCGGCAAGCACGUCUACUCCCUGGGCUCUCUCGCCAGCUGCUUUAUAUUUUUUUUCAGCAUCAUUCAUGUUUUAACCCCCCCCCCCGACCUUUAAGAUUUUAUUCACAAAAUCAAGCGUCCUUGUGACGUCUUCACGCCUACAGCGCAGCUGUCUGUGGCUCCAGCCCCCUUGCCCUCUUCCCCCAUUCACGGUUAAGGUUCUUUUCCAAAGGUCAAGGUGGGCGGAGUGCGGUGAAGCUGGCCUCACUCCGGCUUCUCCCACCCCUCAUAGCUCCCGGCACCUCAGCCUGGGGACAUCUGUUCUCCCGCCUCAGCACUGGGUGACCCCACACUUCCUGCCUUGUGUUUCCCUCCUUUAGAUAAGGGUCUCAUGUAGCCCAGGCUGGCCUUGAGUUCCCCCGAUAGCCAGGAUGACCUUGAACUCCUGUCCCUUGCCUUCACCCCCAGCCCAGAGAUGACACUGAGCACCACACCUGCUGUUUGCUGCUGGACCCCUCCCAAGUCCCAGGCCCAGCCCAGCCCGGUUCUGUCUGCGGGGCUCCCGCUGUGCAUCUUGCAGCCUUGGAAAGGGCUCCUGACACCCUGGGCAACAGUGGGGGUGAAAGCCUCAGGGGGAGCAGGGGAAAGGCUGUGUCGGGGCGCAGCCUGGGAAGGCAAGCAGCGGUGUGUGGGGGUACCAGGUGUGGGGACGGGGCAGGUCACGGGGCAGCGGGGGGAAAGGGGCCUCACUGGAGAGCUUGGCUGCUGGGUGGAGGGCACUGCUUCCAACCAUGAGCUCUCUGGGGCUCCCUGUUGCCUGGAUGGAGGCUCCCAGCCCACACCCUGUGGGGACCCUGUGACACACUCACGGCCGCCUGAGGCGGGGCACAGACCAUUCCAGAGCUUAGGGUUAAAGAUUCCCUUGGAAGGGGCUCAGACCUGCCUGACUUCCAAGCAGCCUCAGUUUCCCCAGUGGAUCCUGGUGGUGCUUCAGGUCCAUGUGUGACUGAGGCAGAGUCAUCCCCUCCCCCCAUGUUGCUUUUCCCAGACAACAAUGCGUGAAGUUGAUUUAUUUAGAUGUUUGGGGACACAGGGAGGAGAAGGCACAGGCUCUGUUUUUGGGGUCCACAAAUAACUGGCAUCCUUGGAGGUGACCUCAGGGGCGGGGGGAGGAUACGCUGCCUGAGCCCCUGUCCCUCAGUGGGGACACAGGCCCAGCAGGUCCUGCUGGGUGCAGCCAGUGCGACAGCAGUGGUGCAUAGCCUUGGUGGCAGCGCUGCGGCGCUGGCGCUGAGGAGCCGGGUCGGGAAGGUCCAGCUCGGGGUCCACGUCGGCCACAAGUGCAUGCAGGAGCUGCCGCUGCUCCAGCCACUGCAGCAUCUCCCCUGUGGGCGAGCAGAAGUCAGCCUGAGGCCUCCCCACACCCAACACACAUUACAUGCCCGAGAAGAAGGAACCUCCCCAGAAGAAGCCUGCUGAGCGCUUCAGAGCACUCACCGCCCAACUUUGCCUGGCUUUCGACUGUCUCCUGUGCACCCCAGUUUCUGGCGGUGGGAGGCUGGGGUCCCCAGAAUUGCAUGCCGUCCCCCUGGGCAGCACCCCAGCGUUAGGAGGGAGCCCCACAGGCGCCAGCUGCGGUUGUGCACAGGGACCUCUGUCCUCUGCAAUUCCAUGGGGCUGGAGGCAGAGGCCCUGCCCAGAAUCCCCCAGAAGGCUGUAUUCCAAUGAUCCCAGCCCUGGUGAGGCAGGAGGAUUCCUGUGACUUAAAGCCAUUUUAGGCUGCAGAGGAACAGUCUGUCUUUAAUAACCAAUAAACCAGGUGGUGGCUCA
Messenger RNA from Meriones unguiculatus (Mongolian gerbil), 3647 nucleotides. RefSeq names its product UDP-GlcNAc:betaGal beta-1,3-N-acetylglucosaminyltransferase 3 (gene B3gnt3). Lineage: Eukaryota; Metazoa; Chordata; Mammalia; Rodentia; Muridae. Gene Ontology annotation, molecular function: N-acetyllactosaminide beta-1,3-N-acetylglucosaminyltransferase activity. Gene Ontology annotation, cellular component: membrane. The record is from RefSeq and is a predicted model, not a curated record. The transcript has 4 exons. Bases 169 to 1338 code for a protein of 389 amino acids.